GAGAAACGGGAGAGCAAGCCGUCUCUUCUCGUUUUGGUACGCCCGAACCUCACACGCAUCCAGAACAUCGUUUUAUUCCUCUCCUUUCCUCCUGUCUUUCUCCCCACGAGAUGAGAGACUGAUCCAGUGAGGGUUCCAAGAGCUGUUACAAAGAAGUUUUGGGUAGGAGGAGAGGAUGAUGAUGAUGAUGUCAGAGUUCAUCGUGCUGUGGUUACUGUUUGGAGCCGCAGCACACGCCCAGGCCUUCCCAGAAUGCAACAAGAAACAUGAGUGUCCUAUAGAUGUGUACUUUACGAUCGACACGUCUGAGACCAUCGCCCUGCAAGAACCUCCCCCUGGAUCACUGGUGGAGAGCAUUAAGAUGUUUACAGAGCGCUUUGCAGAGCGUCUGGAGGAUGCUGACUAUAAAGGUCUGGUCCAGAUCAGAUGGCAGUUAGGAGGACUGCACUUCUCCCAGACACAACAGAUCUUCAGCCGCAUACAGGCCAAGGACGCCUUCAUCCAGGGGGUCAGGGGUAUCCGGUAUCUAGGUAAGGGAACCUACAUCGACUGCGCCCUCGCCAACAUGACACAGGAAAUUACACGCUCGCCUUCGGGCCCCAGGGCACUGCGAUUCGCUGUCGUCAUCACCGACGGUCACGUGACAGGAAACCCCUGCGGCGGAGUGAAGGUGACGGCGGAGAGAGCGCGCGACGAGGGCAUCAGAAUGUUUGUGGUCGCGGCAACGAAGAACGUGGACGAGACGGGUCUGAGGGAGAUUGCUAACUCUCCGGCCAACGUCUACAGAAAAGACUUCCUGGCUGUCGACCUCAGUGGCAACAAGCCUGUUAUACAGCUGGACACUAUAGACCGCAUCAUCAAGACCAUGACCCAUCUGGCCUAUCAGGAGUGCUACAAGGUGAAGUGUCUGGAGACAGAAGGACCUCCUGGUCCCAAAGGACACAGAGGGCAGAAGGGAAUCAAAGGAGACAAUGGCAACUCCGGUCUUAAAGGAGAGAGAGGAAGACAGGGCGACCCCGGCAUCGAGGGUCCCAUUGGUCAACCAGGAGUCAAGGGUGAAAUUGGUCUGGAGGGGGAAAAGGGAGAGAUCGGAGCUGAGGGGAAGAAGGGUGUGGCCGGCCUCGCAGGACGCAACGGGACAGACGGACAAAAGGGGAAGAUCGGACGCAUCGGCGCUCCCGGCUGCAAAGGAGAUCCAGGAGACAGGGGUCCUGAUGGUCACUCGGGAGACGCGGGCAAUGGUGGACUUCCUGGAACAGACGGAGAGAAGGGAGAUCCCGGUCGAUCAGGAAGCGCAGGCCCCCUCGGCCCGGUGGGAGACGCUGGACCUAAGGGUGAGAGAGGGAGUCCCGGCUCGCCUGGCUUCCCUGGAGCCAAAGGAACACCAGGAACUAUUGGAGGCCCAGGAGACAAGGGAGAACUGGGGAGAAGAGGAGACUUUGGGUCAAAGGGGAAUCAGGGAACAGACGGAGUUAAAGGAGACAAGGGCGAGGCAGGACCUGAGGGGCUGAGAGGACUACCAGGUGAAGUAGGAAACAAAGGAACCAAGGGAGACAACGGACUCCCAGGGCCACGCGGGCCCCCCGGCUCUUCAGGAGCGGCAGGGAAGAACGGUACCCGUGGCGACCCCGGUGAUGCCGGACCGAGAGGAGACCCCGGCCUGGCAGGACCAAAGGGCGACGUGGGAAGAGCUGGCUUCAGUUACCCAGGACCAAGAGGACCAACGGGUGAACGUGGCGAGAAGGGCGGUCUAGGAUCCAGAGGAGGCAGAGGAGACUGUGGCCCCAAGGGAGGACCAGGGGGAGCGGGGACCCCUGGAGAGGGGGGUGAACCAGGGCCUCAGGGAGAACCUGGAUUCAGAGGACCAAGAGGAGUGGGUGGACGAGACGGAGAUCCAGGUCCUGAGGGAGACCCCGGCCUCACAGAAUGUGAUGUCAUGAACUACAUCAGAGAGACCUGUGGCUGCUGUGGUGAGUUAUUCCGACACACA
Messenger RNA from Salvelinus namaycush (lake trout), 1990 nucleotides. RefSeq names its product collagen alpha-2(VI) chain-like. The record is from RefSeq and is a predicted model, not a curated record. The transcript is spliced from 21 exons. Lineage: Eukaryota; Metazoa; Chordata; Actinopteri; Salmoniformes; Salmonidae. The annotation marks the transcript as partial.